This is a messenger RNA of Benincasa hispida (wax gourd), 1212 nucleotides long. RefSeq names its product cytokinin riboside 5'-monophosphate phosphoribohydrolase LOG3-like. NCBI's taxonomy places the organism in Eukaryota, Viridiplantae, Streptophyta, Magnoliopsida, Cucurbitales, Cucurbitaceae. Gene Ontology annotation, cellular component: cytosol; nucleus. Gene Ontology annotation, biological process: cytokinin biosynthetic process. Gene Ontology annotation, molecular function: hydrolase activity, hydrolyzing N-glycosyl compounds. The record is from RefSeq and is a predicted model, not a curated record.
AGCAAAGGGCUGCUCCACCAAUUUCUCCCAAAUUCCCCACACACAAAACUUCCGUCCUUACAGAAACUGAAAAGAAAAACAGAGUCCCUCACUUUUCUUCUCUCUGUUCUUCUUUUUCUUUUUCUUUUUACCCUUUUUUUUGUUUGCGUUCACUGUCACUUGAUUUCUAUUGGGGGAGCAUUCUCAAACACCCACUACGAAAACCAAGCUAUUACAUGCUCUGUUUUCUGAUUCCACUCCAAAACUUUGUUUAACUCAAUCCGAACAGAGCAUAACAAGAAAACACAUGGAGGGUUUGAUUGUGAAUCAUGAAAUGAAGCCGCAAUCCAGGUUCAGGAGGAUUUGUGUGUUCUGUGGAAGUAGUCAAGGCAAGAAGAGAAGCUACCAAGAUUCCGCCAUUGAACUUGGCAAGGAAUUGGUUUCGAGGAACAUUGAUCUGGUUUACGGUGGGGGCAGCAUAGGACUGAUGGGUUUAAUCUCACAAGCUGUUCAUGAUGGCGGUCGGCAUGUCAUUGGAGUUAUACCCAAGACACUCAUGCCUCGAGAGUUGACUGGUGAAACUGUAGGGGAAGUGAAAGCAGUGGCAGAUAUGCAUCAAAGGAAGGCAGAGAUGGCAAAGCAUUCAGAUGCUUUUAUUGCAUUGCCAGGUGGCUAUGGGACUCUGGAAGAACUACUUGAAGUCAUAACCUGGGCUCAGUUGGGAAUUCAUGACAAGCCAGUUGGGCUAUUGAAUGUUGAUGGGUACUACAAUUCAUUACUGUCAUUUAUUGAUAAAGCUGUGGAGGAAGGAUUCGUAAGUCCAAGUGCGCGUCAAAUUAUCGUAUCAGCGCCAUCGGCAAAAGAGCUAGUGAAGAAGUUGGAGGAGUAUGUGCCAUGCCAUGAAAGAGUUGCUUCAAAGCUGAGUUGGGAGAUAGAGCAGCUUGGCUACCCUCAAAAUUGUGAUAUCUCCAGGUGAUUUCUGAAGAUGGUGAAGAAAUUUUUGCAAAUGGAGGCUAUUAUUUCCUAUUUUGUGGAGGAAUUUUUUUCCCCUUUUUUUGUAAAUUACUCCAUUUCGAAUGUCAAUUUAUGAAAAAGCCUCUACAUUUAAAUGUUGAAACUUCUUAUAUCCUUGGAAAGCUGUAAGUAUAGGAUUCUCUGAUGAAAAUUACCAUCUUCUAUGGCAACUUAUAUCAUAUAUAAAUAUAUUUUGUGAUGCUGUAGGAUUAGGAUAAA